Messenger RNA from Peromyscus californicus insignis, 1495 nucleotides. RefSeq names its product peptidylprolyl isomerase F (gene Ppif). The record is from RefSeq and is a predicted model, not a curated record. The transcript has 6 exons. The coding region runs from base 98 to 733 and encodes 211 amino acids. Gene Ontology annotation, biological process: protein folding; cellular response to hydrogen peroxide; regulation of mitochondrial membrane permeability involved in programmed necrotic cell death. Gene Ontology annotation, molecular function: peptidyl-prolyl cis-trans isomerase activity. NCBI's taxonomy places the organism in Eukaryota, Metazoa, Chordata, Mammalia, Rodentia, Cricetidae. Gene Ontology annotation, cellular component: mitochondrion.
GGCGGCGCGUGGCCUAGGUAUCGCUUCCUGGGUCGUGUGACCUUGGUGGUGGCUCCUCUGAGUUCUUCCGCGCGCUUCGCCCGACCCGCGACCCGCGAUGCUGGCGCUGCGCUGCGGCCCCCGCCUGCUCGGCCUGCUCUCUGGCCCGCGCGCCGCGCCGCUGCUCCUCUCCGCGACCCGCGCCUGCAGCGACAGCGGAGCACGCGACCCGAACUCCUCCUCCUCCUCCUCCUCCUCCCGGAACCCGCUCGUGUACUUGGACGUGGGCGCCGAUGGGCAGCCGCUCGGCCGCGUGGUGCUGGAGCUGAAGGCAGAUGUCGUGCCCAAGACAGCAGAGAACUUCAGAGCCCUGUGCACCGGUGAGAAGGGCUUCGGCUACAAAGGCUCCACCUUCCACAGAGUGAUCCCAGCCUUCAUGUGCCAGGCCGGCGACUUCACCAAUCACAAUGGCACGGGAGGGAAGUCCAUCUACGGAAGCCGCUUUCCCGACGAGAACUUCACGCUGAAGCACGUGGGGCCAGGUGUCCUGUCCAUGGCGAAUGCAGGCCCUAACACCAACGGCUCUCAGUUCUUUAUCUGCACAAUAAAAACGGACUGGCUGGAUGGUAAACAUGUUGUGUUCGGCCAUGUCAAAGAGGGCAUGGACGUUGUGAAGAAAAUAGAAUCUUUCGGCUCAAAAAGUGGGAAGACAUCUAAGAAGAUUGUCAUCACAGACUGUGGCCAGUUGAGCUAACUCACAGCCAAGAUGCUAGGACAGGAGCAGCCAGCCAUGUGUUAAUUGGCCCAGGUGCUCCGAGCACAAGUGCCCACGUCCCCUGCUGAGUAUGAAGAAGGUCUUUCAUAGGACUAGACUGCUCUCAACGGUCCAUCCUUCCUCAGAUCCUGUUUCUGGGCAUCAGUGUGGCCAUCAGGCCAUGCACCCUCAGAAAGAGGCCCCGUGAUUGCCGUUCGAGUGUGCCUUGGGCAUUGGCAUCGCUGACCAGUUAGCAUCCAGGGACUUUUUCCUUGACCAGUGGGGACAGCAGUUGGGAUUUAAUGUUGUCUUCCUCAUUGCAAUAAUUUCAUAAGAUCUCAUAGAAACGACACUGUGACACUAACUGCACUGUACUGUGUGUGACCUGAGUUGGCACAAACCACAACCCCCGAGCCUGGCUUCUGAAACAUAACUCAGGGCUCUUGUGAAAGUCUCAAGAUCAAUGCAUUUCCUCCCGGUUACUGUGAAUCCUGCUGGUUGGCUGCUGUGACUUUUGAAGGGAGCCUGUGGGAUAGGAGCAGCUGGACCUGGGGCAGACCUGUGAGCUGGGGCUGUCUGCUCAAUGUGAAUUCCUGUGCUGAAAACAGCCCGUGUGCAUACUGUCCUCAGGAGGAACGCGUUCCUGGCAGGCUUUGCUUUUUCUGUAUGUUAAAUAAAUCCAGUCUAUCAAUGAUAAUAUAUGUAAAAGAUUCCUGGAACAGUCCUUUGUGUGAUAAUAAAUCCUAUUUUCUAUAAAACUGC